AUGGGGGGCAUCUCUCCCUGGGAAAACGCCAAGCUCAAGGUGGUGGGCCCGGAGGUGCUUCAAAGGCAGCACAGGGCCGUGGUCUGGGUCCCGGGGUCUCCCGAUGAACCGGCCGCGGUCCUGGAGCGGCUAGAGAGGCAGAAUCCUGGGCUCAGCACCGGGAGCUGGAAAAUCAUGGCUGAGAACGUAGGGGCUACCAGGGAUGGUAGGAACCUGGUCGUCAGGAUUCCAGAGUCCAGCGUCCUCAAGCUGAAGGCGCUGGACUUCAAGCCCUACCUCGGGCUCGACCAAGUCACCUUCAAGGUGAGCGGGACCCAAGGUGGGGAUAGGGAGGGCGAGAAGGGGCCCCCUAUGGACGAAUCCAAAGGGGCCUCGGCGAUUCUGUCAAGGAAACAAGCUGCGGUGCACACAGCCAUCUCACUGAUACAAGAGCCUUGGCUUGUCCGGGGCCACAUCAGUGGCGUGGCAGCAUGCGGGAGGUUAUUUAAGCCUCCAAUAGCCGAAAAGCCCAGAGCCUGCGUUGCGGUGAAGGGCGUUGACGCUCGACUAAUCCCGCAUUUAUGUUCCAGAGAUGUGGUGGCGGUCGAGCUCGAUGUCGCCGAUUCCCUGGGAAGCAGGAGGAGGGUGGUGGUGUGCUCCGCGUAUUUUCCCCAUGAUGAGGGGGCCCCACCGCCGCCGGAACCGGUGAUCAGACUGGUAGAGUACUGCCAGAGGGAGCGGCUUCCCCUGAUAGUGGGUUGCGAUGCUAACUCGCACCACACGGUCUGGGGUAGCACGGAUACCAACGAUAGAGGUAGGAAGCUGUUAGAAUUUCUAGCGUCGACGGACCUGGAGAUUCUCAACAGAGGUAACGAGCCCACCUUUUGCACGGCGGGCUUCCCAAGGAGGCACGGGACCGAGAAGGAACUGGAGCUCUGCGUGGAUCAUCUGCAGAGGGCUCUGGUGGAGAGCUAUGAAAGGAACUGCCCAGAAAGGGCGGUCAAGAAUUCCAGAGGCAACUCCUGGUGGAGUCCCAAGCUGCAGGAGCUCAGAAAUGCGGCUCGGAGGGCCUGGAAUAGGGCCAGGAACACGGGCCGCCAGUCGGACUGGGAACUUCACAGAAGGGCCCAGAAAGACUACAGAGACUCCGUGGUAAGGGCAAAGAAAAAGAGCUGGAAAGAGUUCUGCGAGUCGGUAGAGGGCGUGCCCGAGACCGCAAGACUAUGCAGGAUUCUAGCCAGAAAUCCAGACGCCGUCCUGGACUCCAUUAGUCUCCCCGAUGGGACAUUGGUGACCGGGGAGCGAUGUCUGGUGCAUCUGCUGGAGGCCAGCUUUCCGGGCUUCCGCAGAGAGCACGGUGAACUGUUUGCCUAUGAUGCGGUGGGCUCGCGCAGGGCUCGCAAGGCGGACUGGGGACUAGCGACCAAUAUUGUCAAGCCCGGAAAAGUGAGAUGGGCGUUAAACACCUUCAAACCCUUCAAGUCGGCGGGGCCAGAUCAAAUAUUUCCGGCUCUUCUACAGGAGGGGCUGGAGCUGGUCGUGGGACCUCUGACAAGGACUUUGAGGGCCUGUUUGGCUCUGGGCCAUACGCCUAGCGCUUGGAAACUAGCGAGAGUGGUAUUCAUCCCAAAAGCGGGAAGAGUGAGCUACUCCUCUGCUAAAGACUUCAGACCGAUAAGUCUGACUUCGUUUCUCCUGAAGACUCUGGAGAAAUUGGUAGAUGCGUAUGUAAGGGACGUUGUCCUCCUGCGGCGUCCCUUGCACUGCGCGCAGCACGCGUACCGCAUGGGCUACUCCACGGAGACGGCUCUUCAUGCGACUGUGUCGUUCAUUGAGGAGUAA
Messenger RNA from Solenopsis invicta (red fire ant), 1821 nucleotides. RefSeq lists its product as uncharacterized. Gene Ontology annotation, molecular function: catalytic activity. Lineage: Eukaryota; Metazoa; Arthropoda; Insecta; Hymenoptera; Formicidae. Bases 1 to 1821 code for a protein of 606 amino acids. The record is from RefSeq and is a predicted model, not a curated record. The transcript has 3 exons.